This is a messenger RNA of Lichtheimia ornata, 1338 nucleotides long. RefSeq lists its product as uncharacterized. Gene Ontology annotation, molecular function: amino acid transmembrane transporter activity. The record is from RefSeq and is a predicted model, not a curated record. Lineage: Eukaryota; Fungi; Mucoromycota; Mucoromycetes; Mucorales; Lichtheimiaceae. The transcript has 6 exons. Bases 1 to 1338 code for a protein of 445 amino acids. Gene Ontology annotation, biological process: amino acid transmembrane transport.
AUGUCAACAACAGACGAACAUAGUAAAUACCAAGUGGAGGCCAGCCAUUAUGAAGAUGGUGGUCAUCCCGAUCUCGAGAAAACCACGUCAAAUGAAAUCACGAUCCAACACGCUCCCGAGGGUACUGCUAGUGCUAGCAAGGCGCUUUUCAUGUUGUUGAAAGCUUUUAUCGGCACGGGUGUUAUUUUCUUGCCAGCAUCGUUCAAGAACGGUGGUCUUGCGUUAUCAAUUGCAUUGAUGGUUAUUCUUGGUCUCAUUUGUCUUGUUGCUUUCCAUCUUCUUGUUAUUGCUCAAUCUGCUGUUGGUGGCUCGUAUGGUGACAUUGCUUACAGACUCUAUGGUCGCUAUUGCCGAUAUGUGGUCUUGUUCUUUUUGUGCGUGUCCCAAAUCGGCUUUGUUUCAUCCUACCUCAUGUUUGUCUCUCAAAAUAUCCAUCUGGUCGCAGAAGCACUUUCAGGGUGCAAUCCACCUUUUGAAAGCAAAUACUGGAUCUGGAUUGUUCUUGCCAUUGUUAUUCCCAUUUGCUGGGUCCGCAAAGUAGCUCGAUUGUCUUACGCAGCCGUCAUUGCCGAUAUCUUCAUUCUCUUUGGUCUUAUUUGCAUUCUCUACUACACUGGCAAGGAAAUCAACGAAAAUGGUCCCGGUCCCAAUAUCAUCAUUUACAACCAAAAAGACUUUGCUCUUAUGAUCGGCACAGCAACCUUUUCCUUUGAAGGCAUUGGCAUGGUUAUCUCGAUUGUUGAAGGCAUGAAGGAGCCACGCAAAUUCCCUAUGGUGCUCAACAUUGGUAUGGCCAUUGUUAUUGGUGUCAUGGUCCUCAUUGGUACCCUUGGUUACGUCGCCUAUGGUGAAAACAUUUCAGCCAGUGUUGUGGCUAAUCUCAAGACUGAACCCCUCUCUGUCACCGUACAAUUGCUUUACGCUAUUGCUAUGAUCUUGUCUUCGCCCUUCAUGUUGUGGCCUCCUCUUACCAUUAUCGAACGUGGUAUCUUUGGUACCAAGCGAAGUGGUCAAAUGAAGCUUAAGUACAAGUGGGGCAAGAACUUUGUACGUGCUCUUGUUGCAUGUGUACCCGCUGCCAUUAGUUUUGGUGUUGGUUCUGAUAACCUUGACAAGUUUGUCUCGCUUGUGGGUAUCGUUGCUUGUUUGCCAUUGUGCUUCAUUUUCCCAGGCAUGUUCCACUGGAAAGUAACCAAGAAUUGGUGGUUGAGAAUUGUCGAUGCCAUCCUCAUUAUGUGGGGUUCCGGUAUCCUUGUUUACACUUUGUACGUCAACAUCUCAUCAUGGCUCGAACCAUCAACCAGCGCUCCCGCUGUGUGCCAUUCCUUGUACGAGUAA